AUGUCUAAAAGAUUUCUCCAAAAUCAGAAUCAAUUCAAUCAGUACCUUGCUGAUAUGACCCAACAGCAGCAAGCAACUAACGAUUACUUACAAACGUUAGUUACAGGAAACUCAAAAUCCAUAGAAACAUCAGAAAGCAUUUUUGAUACAGACACAAAAGAACAAAGAAAUACUGGAUCCAAAGGAUUAAACAUCCAUUUACCAGUGUUUAGUGGAAAAGAUGGUGAAAAUGUUCUUACUUGGCUUCUUCAAGUAGAUCUUCUUUUUAAAGCCAAAAAAGUAGAAGAUGAGGAACGGCUAGAAUUAAGACAAAUAUCUAUGGUCCAAGAGUAUGCAGAAAAAUUUAGAAAUUUGUUAGGACAAAUAGAAGAAAUUGUGAAACCGGAUAAAGUGAUGUAUUUCACUGAAGGACUGAAAGGAGCCACAAAGGCUGAAAUCAACUAUCAGGCCCCAAAAACCUUAGACGAAGCAGUAAAACUUGCUACAAGUUAUGAUACAGCAAUGUACAGAACAAAGAACAACUAUAAUUAUCUUUCAAGAAGAAAUACAAGAUCAAGCGAAGAGAGCUGGAGAUACAAAAAUACUCCAAGUUACAUACCACAAAGCUGA
Messenger RNA from Dentiscutata heterogama, 609 nucleotides. The record is from the annotation of a GenBank genome assembly. Lineage: Eukaryota; Fungi; Glomeromycota; Glomeromycetes; Diversisporales; Gigasporaceae.